This is a messenger RNA of Cavenderia fasciculata, 1194 nucleotides long. RefSeq lists its product as uncharacterized. The record is from RefSeq and is a predicted model, not a curated record. Gene Ontology annotation, molecular function: RNA binding. The transcript is spliced from 3 exons. Lineage: Eukaryota; Evosea; Eumycetozoa; Acytosteliales; Cavenderiaceae. Gene Ontology annotation, biological process: tRNA modification. The coding region runs from base 1 to 1194 and encodes 397 amino acids.
AUGGAAGAAGAUAAAAAAGGACAAAAGAGAUCAGUUGAUGAUCAAGAUAUUGUAACUGCUGAAACUACUGCAACUACUACAGAUACAACAUCAAUUUUGACGUCGAAUGACAAUGCAGCUGAGACUGCAACUGCUGCAUCAGCUGCCUCAAAACAAACAUUGUAUCGAGGCAAAUUUAGAGGAUAUAAAAAGCAUACACGUCUCUUUGCAACAUCUGAACAAGUUAAGGGAUUCUUGGUAGCUUGUGAAAAGGCAAGAGAUUCUCAAUCAAUCUCUGAAACUAUGGAUUUAUUACAUUUUUAUGCAUUAAAAUUCUUACCUGAAUUUAAAGAUACUAUACCGUUAGUAGUUAAAGAGAAAUUACCAAAGAAUAAUGAUAAUGAUAAAAAAGAUGGAAAGGAUGGAAAAGAUGGAAAAGAAAAUGAAGAGGAUGAUGAAGAGGAUGAUGAUGGUGAAGAAGUUGAAAUUAAAAAAACAGAGACUGGAGAAUUAGUACAAACAAGAAAGCGAUUUGAAUUGAUCAAUUCGGCGUGUGGAGGAUUAUAUGUGAUCAGUAUAGUACAGGAAGACGUCAAUCCUGUUGACUUUGGGUCAGCUAUUAUCGUCGAUCUAUACAAUCGUUUCAAACACGUGCACACCUAUGAAGACGAGACAGCACAACAAGAGAGAUUCAAGAAUCUUCCACAAUCGGUCAAAGACAUGUUGGCCAAUGCCAAACCAGACUCUGAAAUUCCCAAACACCCAACCAAAAAUAUAUUCAACAUUCGAUUCACCUUUAGACUCAUUCCAUUCCAACGAUCAACUCAAACCGUUAUGGUUGAUUUCGCACCCGUCAUUUCAAAUUUAAUUAAAGAUCAUUUUGGAAAUAAUGAUACAAAGUCUACUUUUAGCAUAGAAUAUAGAACUAGAAAUAGUCAUAAAUGUGGUAAAGAGGAGGUGAUUGAAUCAGUUGCCAAAUUAUUGACAAACAAGGUUGAUUUGAGUAAUCCAGAUGUCACUAUUAUCAUCGAGGUUAUUAAAUCGGCCAUGUGUACAUCGGUGGUCAGAGGUUUCAAAUCACUAUUUAAAUUUAAUAUUAAAGAAGUUAUUCAUGGUAAUGAUCAUAGAUUUGCUAAACAAAAACAAUUAGGAAAUAAUAAUAAUACAAAUAACAACCAAAGCUCUGACCAAGCAAAAAAAAAACAAAAGAAAUAG